This is a messenger RNA of Adineta steineri, 921 nucleotides long. NCBI's taxonomy places the organism in Eukaryota, Metazoa, Rotifera, Eurotatoria, Adinetida, Adinetidae. The record is from the annotation of a GenBank genome assembly.
AUGGAUCUUCGCCAGCUACAUUCAAGUCAAAAAGAAGCUAUGAAGAAAAUUAUGGAAUUUUCUGGAGAAUCUAAUGAACUUGAUAUUGAUGAAUGGUUAACUGAUUUAACCAAUUUAUUUGGAUUAAUGAAAUUAAAAGAUGAAACAAAAAUUCUCGAAACUAUGGGUAAAUUAACAGGAUCAGCUUUACGAUGGUAUCAAGAAAAUUUAGGAUCAUUUACUAAAUGGGAAGAUGCUGAAAAAGCAUUAAGAGAUCGAUUUAAAGAAUUUACAUCAUAUAGUCAAUUGAUGCAAGAUUUUAUUCAGAUCCAGCAAGAAGAAAAUCAAUCAGUAACAUCUUUUUAUGAACAUGUUAUGCGAAAAUAUAAGAAAGCUAAACAAUAUAUUACUGAACAACAAGUAAUUACAGUAUUACAAACUGGUGUAAAAAAUUCAAUGAAAGAAUAUUUAAUUCGAAAUGAAAAGAAUAUUAAUGAUCCUGAAGAAUGGUUACAAUAUGCACGAGAAGAAGAACAUAUACAGAAACGAAUUCAACAACAGCGUAGUAAUAUGGGUUUGGAAACAACAACAACAACACAACCUUUCUUUGAUCCAGUUAUGUCCGUGAGAACAUUUCAACCAACAUCAUCAAAUAAUCAAUCAUCAAACCGAUAUACAUCAACAACAAAGUACCACCAUAAACAAUAUAAUCGUCCGGAAAAUAAUGGUACAUAUUCAACACAAAAUAAUAAUCAAGAUGUUAGAACAACACGGAAAAAUGAUUGGAAUAAUACAACAUCCAAACCUAAUCCAUGUUUAAUAUGCAAUCGAACUAAUCAUCCAACAAUUAAAUGUUAUUACAAGAAAGAAAAAGGCUGUUACAAGUGCGGACAAUCAGAUCAUCGAAUAUAUGAUUGUCCACAACAGCAUUUUUUCGAGUAG